CUCAUAUAUGUUUAUUGUUUGAACUUUGUAAGGAUGGUUUGGCUUCUCGACGAUGUCUACGACACGAAACACCGGGCCUACAUGAUGCGCGAGAAGGAGAUGAAGCUUGAACCUUUGAAGAUUCGGUAUCACGGGGUCUCUCGUCCUGCCAUGCCUUACGAUGAGAGGUACACACCGUACAUCAAGCAGGCAGGACUACUCCUGUGGAUUCAGUUGGUCAGCCGGUCCACGCCGAAUCUGAACGCUCCACUGGUGUCCGCUCUUGCUGAUCGGUGGAGGUCGGAGACGCAUAGUUUCCAUCUUCGGACUGGGGAGAUGACCGUGACGCUCGAGGAUGUCUCGUUGAUCACCGGUCUUGCUAUCGACGGGAUGUCUCUCUGUAUGAGCACCGAUUCUGAUGGGUGGCGCGAGCAGAUGAUUGCUCUUAUCGGUAUGGCUCCUACCGAGGCUGAGGCUGAUGUAGAGGAGGGAGAAGAGAAGAAGAAGAAGGAAAGGAAAGCAUCCGGAGCUGCUUUCACGUGGAUUCAAACUCACUUUGCGACGUGCCCUCCGGAUGCCACUGAUGACGUGAUCCAGACACAUGCUCGUGUCUACAUGUGGUAUGUUGUGUCGAGGACUUUGUUUCCUGACUCCACUGGCAAGAACGCUCCAUGGAUGUGGCUGAAGGCGUUGACCGUCUUCGAUAGCAAAUGGAGCUGGGGUUCAGCUACUCUUGCCUACUUCUGGACGAUGCGUGUUGCAGGAUCACAGAUAGUGCAGGCAUUGGUGGUAAUAUGCUUCUACUUUCUGUAUGGAGCUGGGAGCGUCUGCCUGUUGGACGCCCGAAGAGCGUCAGGUUUAAUCCUUGGUAUGAAGAUGAAGAUGACGAAUUACGGCGCCCCACUUGGGCUUACAAGUGGGAUGUGGUUUCUGAGAUGA
Molecule: messenger RNA, 918 nt
Organism: Triticum urartu
Lineage: Eukaryota; Viridiplantae; Streptophyta; Magnoliopsida; Poales; Poaceae
Source: RefSeq, a predicted model, not a curated record